Molecule: messenger RNA, 3698 nt
Organism: Nerophis lumbriciformis (worm pipefish)
Lineage: Eukaryota; Metazoa; Chordata; Actinopteri; Syngnathiformes; Syngnathidae
Gene: klhl23
Product: kelch-like family member 23
Molecular function (GO): protein binding
Source: RefSeq, a predicted model, not a curated record
GGAGAAGAGCAAGCAGCAGUCACGGAGUAGUACUGAGGUCAGUCUGUGCGAUUGUGCAGCAACAUUGUGUCAAUAAUAGAUGAGAACCAGCUGCUGGUGUCAUUUCACGGGGAUGGUCCGUUGUCCUGCUGCACGUAUCAUGAACGACGUCUACACUUACCGCUUCCGCCAUGCAGCCCAUCCGACUGAGCUGCUGGACGCUCUGAGGCAUUUCUACCUCCGCGGCCUGUUUGCCGACGUGGCCCUGCGGUGUGGCGACUCCGGCCGGGUGUUCCACUGCCACAAGGCGCUGCUCGCCGCGCGCAGCUCCUACUUCCAAGUCAUGUUCACGGCUGACAUGAGGGAGAGGUCCGACAGUGUCAUCACGCUGACCGGGGUGCACUGCGGCGAGCUGGCGGCUCUGGUGGACUACGUGUACACGGCCCAGGUGAGCAUCACGACCAAGAACGUGCAAAGUCUGCUGGAGGCUGCCGACCUGCUGCAGUUCGCCGCGGUCAAGCAAGCGUGCGAGAGAUUCCUGGUUCGCUUCCUGGAUGUGGACAACUGCUUGGGUAUGCACGCCUUUGCUCAGCUCCACCUGUGUCCCCAGCUGGAGCGUGAGGCCAGGAGGUUGAUGCUGAGCAGGUUCCCAGAGCUCAUCCAUCAGGAGGAGUUCCUUGAGCUAGAGCCAAAAUCAAUCCGAACAGUCGUGGCUAAUCAGAAGCUCGGUGCGCUGAAGGAUGAAGUGUUGAUAGACGCCGUGGCCAAGUGGGUGACGCAUGACUUGGAGAAGCGUCUUCAUCAUGCUGUGGACCUGCUCCAGUCCAUCCAUCUGGACCUGGAUGAGACCGAGUUCAAGGCCAGCUUGGAGGCGCAAAGGCAGUGCUUGGUGGGGAGCGAUGGAGACUUCAAAUCCAUGAUCAUGAAGGCUUCACGACCAAAGGAGCCAUGCACCGGUGGAAAAAACCCAUCAAGCAUGUACAUCAUUGGAGGAUACUACUGGCACCCUCUUUGUGAAGUCCACAUCUGGGACCCCGCAAGUGACACAUGGCUGCGAGGUAAAGACAUGCCGGAUCACGGGAGAGAGAGCUACAGUGUGUCGUUACUGGGGGCGGACGUCUUUGUGACGGGAGGCUACAGGACCAACACGGUAGAAGCCCUGGACACGGUUUUUAUUUACAACUGUGACUGUGAUGAGUGGACAGAAGGCUGCCCCAUGAUCACAGCUCGGUACUACCACUGCUCUGUGGCUCUGCAUGGCUGCAUUUAUGCCUUAGGAGGCUACAGGGCCGGAGCUUCAGAGCAGGAGACAGAAUGUUAUGACCCACUCAAGAAGAAAUGGUUCCCCGGUGCAAGAAUGAUCCAAGGUGUAGGAAAUGCCACCGCUUGUGUCGUAGGAGAUAAGAUCUAUGUAACUGGAGGCCACUAUGGCUUUAGAGGGAGCUGCACGUAUGAGAAAAUCCAAGUGUACACGCCAGAUAUCAAUGAAUGGAGCAUCUUGACUGUCAGCCCUCAUCCAGAAUAUGGACUUUGUUCUGUGUCUCUGGGUAAGAAACUUUUCUUGGUGGGUGGGCAGACGACGAUUGCCGACUGCUUCGACACAGAGAGGGAGGAGUGGAGCUCCAUAUCGCUGAUGAAGGAGAGGAGAAUGGAGUGCGGUGCUGCCAUGAUCAAUAGUUGUGUCUACGUGACGGGAGGAUAUUCCUACUCUAAAGGGACUUAUCUGCAGAGCAUUGAGAAAUACGAUCCACAGCUGGACACUUGGGAAAUCGUCGGGGCUCUUCCAGGACCUUCUAGAUCACACGGAUGUGUCUGUGUUUACAGUCUGUAAUGUCCUCAGCAAUUCUUGUCAUUUUGAUUACUUACAGUCUCCCUUCUGAUAUUUUAGCCUUCAUAUUGCACCACACAUUUUCAAUGUCUGGACUACAGGCAGGCCAGUCUAGUACCCGCACUAUUUUACUAUGAAGCCAUGCUGUUGUAACACGUGACUUGGCAUUGUCUUGCUGAAAUAAGCAGGGGCAUCCAUGAUAACGUUGCUUGGAUAGCAACAUAUGUUGCUCCAAAACCUGUAUGUACCUUUCAGCAUUAAUGGUGCCUUCACAGAUGUGUAAGUUACCCAUGUUUUGGGCACUAAUACACCCCCAUACCAUCACACAUGCUGCCUUUUACACUUUGCCCCCAGAACAGGUUAUUUUCCUCUUUGGUCCGCAGGACACGACGUCCACAGUUUCCAAAAACAAUUUGAAAUGUGGACUCCUCAGUAAUCCAACAAAUUACACAUGCUUGUUAGGAACUAAGUACCAGACUAGGUUUAGGACCAGAGAGCCCUCUGUUGUCUCAAAGUAGACAAACAACUACCUCUUGCCAUACCUCUAAGCUGGGCUAUUCAACACGUGGCCCGCGGGGCUGAAUCCCGCCUUUCAGUGGCAGACUUUUUUUGCAGUAGAUUCAUGAAGAGCAGAGCUCUCGUCAUAUAGAAGAUCUUUGACUGUUUUGUAUUAAAUCCAAAGUGUUCCUGUCACAUAGAGAGAGGCUCUUUGAUUAACAAUGUUGCUGUAGUAUACACAAGAAGAUCUCUCCUGUCAUAUAUACAAAAGCCAAAAGCAGUGAAGUUGUCAGGUUGUGUAAAUGGUAAAUAAAAAGAGAAUACAAUGAUUUGCAAAUCGUUUUCAACUUAUGUUCAAUUGAAUAGACUGCAAAGACAAGAUAUUUCGUGUUCACACUGAGAAACUUCCUUUUUUUUGCAAAUAAUCACAAACUUAGAAUUUAAUGGAAGCAACACAAUGCAAAAAAUGCAUUUUUACCACUGUGUUACAUGGCCUUUCCUUUUAAUAACACUGAAAACUGAGGAGACACAAUUUUGAAGUGGAAUUAUUUACCAUUCUUGAUUGAUGUACAGCUUAAGUUGUUCAACAGUCUCUCUUCUGCUAUUUUAGCCUUCAUAUUGCACCACACAUUUUCAAUGUCUGCAGUCUAGUACCCGCACUCUUUUACUAUCAAGCCACGCUGUUGUAACACGGGGCUUGGCAUUGUCUUGCUGAAAUAAGCAGGGGCGUCCAUGAUAACGUUGCUUGGAUGUCAACAUAUGUUGCUUCAAAACCUGUAUGUACCUUUCAACAUUAAUGGUGCCUUCACAGAUGUGUAAGUUACCCUUGCCUUGGGCACUAAUACACCCCCAUACCAUCACAGAUGCUGCCUUCUACACUUUGUGCCUAGAACAACCCGGAUGGUUCUUUCCUCUUUGUUCCGGAGGACACCACGUCCACAGUUUCCAAAAACAAUUUGAAAUGUGGACUCGUCAGACCACAGAACACUUUUACACUUUGCAUCAGUCCAUCUUAGAUGAACUCGGGCCCAGCAAAGCCGGCGGCGUUUCUGGGUGUUGUUGAUAAAUGGCGUUCCCUUUGCAUAGUAGAGUUUUAACUUGCACUUACAGAUGUAGCGACCAACUGUUGUUACUGACAGUGGUUUUCUGAAGUGUUCCUGAGCCCAUGUGGUGAUAUCUUUUACACACUGGUGUCGCUUUUUGAUGCAGUACCGCCUGAUGGAUCCAAGGUCACGUCCAUGCCACUUACGUGCAGUGAUUUCUCCAGAUUCUCUGGACCUUUUGACGAUAAUACGGAAUUAUUUAUUGACUGAUAAAAUAUAAAUCAUAAAUAAAUGACUUCUCCACUCUUUGUUUUAAUUCUCAUUUUUUGAUUUUAAAAAACAUAAAUAAA